AUGGUGGAUUCAUACUCAAAGUGGCCAGAAGUGGUCAAGAUGACUACUACUGCGUCAAUGCAAACUGUCGAUGUUCUGGGGGCUGUAUUUUCUAGAAAUGGACUCCCAGCUACAAUCGUCAGUGGUAAUGGACCACAAUUUACUUCUAGAGAAUUUGAAGAUUUCUUGAGUGCAAAUGGUAUUCAGCACAUUAAAACUACCCCAUACCAUCCAUCUAGCAAUGGGUUAGCUGAGCGCUUCGUACAGACAUUCAAACAGGCCAUGAAAUGUAGUAAAAAUGAAGCAGGCGGUGUGAAUAAGAAACUAGCAAACUUCUUGUUAGCUUACGGAAGCACUCAACAUUGCACUACCAAUGAAACACCAGCAAAAUUUAUGAUGGGAAUGGAGUUGCGAACAAAAAUGGAUCUGCUAAGACCAAAUGUAGAAUUGCAUGUUAAGCAGAAACAACAACAGAUGUGUGCACAGAGAAGUUCACCUCCUCGGGAGUUUGAAUAA
Molecule: messenger RNA, 495 nt
Organism: Saccostrea echinata
Lineage: Eukaryota; Metazoa; Mollusca; Bivalvia; Ostreida; Ostreidae
Exons: 1
Coding region: 1-495 (164 amino acids)
Biological process (GO): DNA integration
Molecular function (GO): nucleic acid binding
Source: RefSeq, a predicted model, not a curated record